Mesoplodon densirostris (Blainville's beaked whale) is the source of this 5566-nucleotide messenger RNA. RefSeq names its product RUNX family transcription factor 2 (gene RUNX2). Gene Ontology annotation, molecular function: DNA-binding transcription factor activity, RNA polymerase II-specific; RNA polymerase II cis-regulatory region sequence-specific DNA binding; ATP binding. The coding region runs from base 1 to 1770 and encodes 589 amino acids. The record is from RefSeq and is a predicted model, not a curated record. Gene Ontology annotation, cellular component: nucleus. Gene Ontology annotation, biological process: hemopoiesis; neuron differentiation; regulation of transcription by RNA polymerase II. Lineage: Eukaryota; Metazoa; Chordata; Mammalia; Artiodactyla; Ziphiidae. The transcript has 9 exons.
AUGCUUCAUUCGCCUCACAAACAACCACAGAACCACAAGUGCGGUGCAAACUUUCUCCAGGAGGACAGCAAGAAGUCUCUGGUUUUUAAAUGGUUAAUCUCCGCAGGUCACUACCAGCCACCGAGACCAACAGAGUCAUUUAAGGCUGCAAGCAGAAUUUACAACAGAGGGUACAAGUUCUAUCUGAAAAUAAAAGGAGGGACUAUGGCAUCAAACAGCCUCUUCAGCACAGUGACACCAUGUCAGCAAAACUUCUUUUGGGAUCCGAGCACCAGCCGGCGCUUCAGCCCCCCCUCCAGCAGCCUGCAGCCCGGCAAGAUGAGCGACGUGAGCCCGGUGGUGGCUGCGCAACAGCAGCAGCAGCAGCAGCAACAGCAGCAGCAGCAGCAACAGCAGCAGCAGCAGCAACAGCAGCAGCAGCAGGAGGCGGCGGCGGCGGCAGCGGCGGCGGCAGCGGCCGCGGCGGCCGCGGUGCCCCGGUUGCGGCCGCCUCACGACAACCGCACCAUGGUGGAGAUCAUCGCUGACCACCCGGCUGAACUCGUCCGCACCGACAGCCCCAACUUCCUGUGCUCCGUGCUGCCCUCGCACUGGCGUUGCAACAAGACCCUGCCCGUGGCCUUCAAGGUGGUAGCCCUCGGAGAGGUACCAGAUGGGACUGUGGUUACCGUCAUGGCGGGUAAUGAUGAAAAUUAUUCUGCUGAGCUCCGAAAUGCCUCUGCUGUUAUGAAAAACCAAGUAGCAAGGUUCAACGAUCUGAGAUUUGUGGGCCGGAGUGGACGAGGCAAGAGUUUCACCUUGACCAUAACUGUCUUCACAAAUCCUCCUCAAGUCGCCACCUACCACAGAGCUAUUAAAGUUACAGUGGAUGGACCCCGGGAGCCCAGAAGGCACAGACAGAAGCUUGAUGACUCUAAACCUAGUUUGUUCUCUGACCGCCUCAGUGAUUUAGGGCGCAUUCCUCAUCCCAGUAUGAGAGUAGGUGUCCCGCCUCAGAACCCACGGCCCUCCCUGAACUCUGCACCAAGUCCUUUUAAUCCACAAGGACAGAGUCAGAUUACAGAUCCCAGGCAGACGCAGUCUUCCCCGCCGUGGUCCUACGACCAGUCCUACCCCUCAUACCUGAGCCAGAUGACGCCCCCGUCCAUUCACUCCACCACCCCGCUGUCCUCCACCCGGGGCACCGGGCUGCCUGCCAUCACCGACGUGCCCAGGCGCAUUUCAGAUGAUGACACUGCCACCUCUGACUUCUGCCUCUGGCCUUCCACUCUCAGUAAGAAGAGCCAGGCAGGUGCUUCAGAACUGGGCCCUUUUUCAGACCCCAGGCAGUUCUCAAGCAUUUCAUCCCUCACUGAGAGCCGCUUCUCCAACCCACGAAUGCAUUAUCCAGCCACCUUUACUUAUACCCCGCCAGUCACCUCAGGCAUGUCCCUCGGUAUGUCCGCCACCACCCACUACCACACCUACCUGCCACCACCCUACCCCGGCUCCUCCCAAAGCCAGAGCGGACCCUUCCAGACCAGCAGCACUCCAUAUCUCUACUAUGGCACCUCGUCAGGAUCCUAUCAGUUCCCCAUGGUGCCCGGGGGAGACCGGUCUCCUUCCAGAAUGCUACCGCCGUGCACCACCACCUCGAACGGCAGCACGCUCUUAAACCCAAACCUGCCGAACCAGAACGAUGGCGUUGACGCCGACGGAAGCCACAGCAGUUCCCCCACCGUUUUGAAUUCUAGUGGCAGAAUGGAUGAAUCUGUUUGGCGACCCUAUUGAAACUUCCUCAGCAGUGGCCCAGCGGCCUCUGGGAGCCACAUCCCAAAUGUAUCAACAUAUACAUAUAUAGAGAGUGCAUAUAUAUGUAUAUCAACUAGCCUAUCUACAAAGUGCCUAUUUUUUAGAAGGUUUUUUUUUUUUUUUUUUUUUGUCUUGGCAUUCACUCAUUCUGUCAUGAUCUUGCAACCCUCAGAGGGUAGCUCUUGAGAAGCAAGAGGCCCAAGAGAGACAAUCCUAAUCAGAUUCCAGAUCGUUCUCUAUUUAAACAUGUACCUUUGCGAGCAAACAAAGGAAAAAAGGUACUUUUGUUGCUGUUGUCAUUUGGUCUGUUAUCCUCAGUAACCUGUUCAGAUGCCAGUUCAGAGAGGUGGACUCCAAGUUCAGGAGGAAAAGCAAAGACGCUUGUCCCCUGUGCUUUGAAACCACACACCCUCACGGUGCCGCUGGGUGUGGACCAGUGCCCUCGGCAGACCCACUUACACAGCCGGUGCAGGUGCCCACGAAGGGAAAAGGGGCAGAAAGAAUGCUUCCGUUCCCUUGCCAUCCAUUCAGAGUAACUGUUCCAAACUUUGGCUUUCACACUUUCUGCAAGUACUCAUUUGAACUGUUUGGUUCAGUUGUUUUUAUUUUAAUUUUUUUCCUACUUUAAGAAAGUGACUUCAAAAAGUACCGAUCAGGAUAGAUUAUUUUAUUUUACCUUUUUAUACUUUUUUUUUUCCUUUUCCCAUUUAACCAAAAAGAAAUCCGAUCCCGAACUGCCCCCUUCCCACCUAACCCCUUCUUCUUUUACGCAAAACUGAAAAUGGCAAUACCUUAUUAUAGCCAUAAUGGUAGAGAUAGUGUUUGCGUUUGGCUGUGUGUUAUUUGUCUUCUUUUUUUUUUAAAUUAUGAAUAUGUGUAAAAUCUGAGGUAACUUGCUAACGUGAAUGGUCAUAUAACUUUAAAGAUAUAUUUAUAAUUAUUUAAUGACAUUUGGACCCUUGAAACAUUUCUUAGUGUAUUGAUAUGUUGACUUCGGUCUCUAAAAGUGCUCUUUAUUAAAUAACAAAUUUCUUCCGUGGGCUAGAGCCAUAUCUGAAAUAUUGCUAAGCAAUUUCAGUUCAUCCAGACACAAUGUGAUUUUUAAAAAUACUUCCAUCUCCAAAUAUUUUAGAUGUAGCUUGUUUUUGUGAUGUAUGAAGGAAAUGUUAUGUUUAGUUCUUUUCAGAUCUUUGAUUGCCUCUAACACAGCUUUGCCUUUUAAAAAGCAAUAAUCAGAGAUUUAAAAAGCAACCCUUAGUCCUUUAUCACUUAUGUUGCUCUUUGUCAGCAUGAAAUGCUGGAGUGAUGUGGUUUCCUAAUUUCUUUGAAAUAAUGAUGACUCUUGUCAUAUUAAAAAGACAAGCACAAGUGAAUCCUUGAACUGCAGAACAAUGUUCUGUGGUUUCAUAGUUAAAGCAAAACUCGACAUCACCAGUGAAGACGUAGUCAGCUUAAAGCCACACAUGAGGCUGAAGGAUCAGUCGUGAUACACACGGUACAGGAAAGCAAAACUGCUACAGGGAGUGUUACCCAAAACGCCUUACCGAACAGUAAGUCAGGGGAACCCAAAUCUGCCUUAGCCCGGGGCCCCACUGGCAGCUUCCCACAGAAUUUGCAUUUAACGGAGCAGAGUUAGGUCCUUGUCUUCUGGGAGCAGGGUCGUCUGAAGGAGCAGGCAAGUUCCAGCAGGCAGCGGAUCUGAGAACAUACAGGCAGUGGGGACCCAUAAUACAGCCUCUGAUAGUCAUAUUUCUCACCAUGGGGGGCGAAGGGAAGGCAAAGCUAGGUGGAAUUUGGUGUCUACUACUGCGUAUGAAUUUGAGCCGAAGCCCUCCUGUCGGAUGCACUUUGACCACUCCUGGCGGCCACGUGGCAGAUUCUCAAGUGUGGAUCCUUGAUCCAAGCCAGGACCACUUCACGACACCACCAGGCAGAUCCCCACCCACCUCCCCCACAGGUCAGGGCCCUUUCAUUUAAAGCUUGUGCCCGCCCCCAGGCAGAACCUUUAGAGAUUUGCCUCCAGCCCCAGAGGCCCCUUGCUCCCCGGUCAUCAUCGUCCAGCCCACCUCAUAGAGCACCAAGCAUCUUGGGACGGCUCGUGGGGCAUUGGACCUGUGCUCCUCGCCUGGGAAUUCACCCUGACUCCUCCUAGUAAAGAUCGAGGGGAAAACCAAGCCCAACCAAAACAAAACACUUUGCCUUCUAAAGGUUGUAUACCAAGUAUGCUUAGAUAAAUAAGCCACUUUCCUAUUACUGAAGAUGGAAGUAGUAAUUGAUACUAUUUAUUAUUUGUGUGUGGUAGCUUGAAGCAAGCCACUGUCCAUUUAUUUGUAAGUGUAAAAUAUGUGUGUUUGUUUCAGUAGCACUUAAAAAAGCCAGUGUCUGGUUACACAUUUCAAUCUUAAUUAAUUGACAGAAAAAUGUUACUGCCAGUGCCAGCUGUACCCUAUUUAAUAAAAAAGGUACUAUAUCUGUACAUUCUUUUUUAAUGUUGAAAGGGCUUUUUUAAGUUUACAGUACACAUACUAAGUGACUUGAGGGAUGCUUUUGUGUUGAAAUGUUAGUAUAGUGGCUGCAGGCAGCAACCCAGAAACACUUUAAAAGUUUUCUUUUUUUUUCCUCGGGAAAAAUUCAAGCACUUCUUCCUUCUCCCCUCACUCAAACCAUUCCAAUGGGGUAAUUUACAUUUCUUAGAUCAAAUUCAGCCCUUUUUUAGCCCGGGGGUUAAAUUUUUCUAUCUUUUUUUUUUUUUUUUUAACCAAAUCCUUAAUUUGCACUGGAUCACGUGUAUGAUUUUUGAUUUCAAGACCAAAGCAAAGCCUUACUGCUACUGUGGAACCAUGAACUAGCCAGCACUCUACUUCCUUCAGAUUAAAAAGGCAUGGUUUACAGCGUGACCAAUACAGCCACUUUUUUAACCUGUUCUAACCUAUGUCAGAGUUCCAGAACAGGUACCGAAGCUUUAGGGUUUUUUUUUUUUUGUGAAAUGACAUCCAGGUUGGAACUGAAAGACUCAACAGAUCAGCUGUGGUUCGCUCUUCAGGCCGUCUUACCCCCACCAGGGCCUUUUAAAAGUGAGCAGAGAACUGUAUACCAUUGGGGCGCAUCCAUUGCAGAUUCAGAGGGGAAGAGAUGUGUGUGCUGGCUGAAAGAGUUCCCUCCAUUCCCAGGAAAGGGACUGACUCAGAGUCUAGGUGAAUGCAUGGAAACACAAAGCAUUAGCAAAAACAAUAAUUAUACCUAUGACAUUCGAAAGAACCAUAAUAAAUAAAAUAAAUAAAAGACGACUCUUCCAAACCUUGAAUUUGUUGUUCUUCAAAAGAUAACACAUUUGAAACAUAUUUUCUAUGUGAGAAUUUUUUAGAUGUUUGUUUACUUCAUGUUUACAAAUAACUGUUUGCUUCUUCAUGCAGUACUUUGAAAUAUAUCAGCCAAAACCAUAACUUACAGUAAUUUCUUAGGUAUUUUGAAUAAAAUUCCAUUUUUUUGGAUAUGCUUUACCAUUCUUAGAUUUCUGUGGAACAAAAAUAUUUGUAGCAUUUUGUGUAAAUACAAGCUUUUCAUUUUUAUUUUUUUCCAGUCGCUGUUGCCCAAGAUUUGCUUUCUGUGCACAUAUUGUACAAAUUCUGCUUUGUGCCACAGGCCAUGAUUGUGGAUGAGUUUACUCUUAACUUCAAAGGGACUAUCUGUAUUGUAUGUUGCAACUGUAAAUUGAAUUAUUUGGCAUUUUUCUCAUGAUUGUAAUAUUAAUUUGAAGUUUGAAUUUAAUUUUCAA